AUGCGGCAGAUGAAACCUGCCGUUCGGAGUCCCUUUGACUGUAUCGCUCCUCCGACGCCUGACGGAACAUUGACGUACGAGGGUCAGGAGGCAGUAGCCAGGUACACUUGUCUCAGUGAACACUACGGCAUCUGUGACGGUAACGACGUCAGCAGAUGCAGGAACAACGACAUCUGGACCGCGCCUCCUGGGAAGUGUGGACGUAUGGUGUGGAAGAUUCGAGAAGAUGAGCUGUUUGUAAACGGGAAGAAAACCGCCCAGCAUGACGCUGCUCUGACCCCAUUCUCCGGGGUCCUCACCCUGUCUCUAUACGGACUGGUGCGACUCACAGAGGCCAGAAUCUACCCCGACAACACCAGCACCACCUUCCCUCACAUCCUCUCCGUCGACACCUUCAUCUGCAACAUCUUCACCGUCUACACGGUCAACGACGGCUACGUCUUCAGCCACGUCAACACAGUCAACGGCUGCAUCAACGUCUUCUGCCACGACUGUGACCGGCUGGAGCCCCUUCUCCUGUCCCAAUCCCCCCCCCUGCUGGACAAGGCCAUGGUGGAUGUCCACUACUCGCAGACCGCGGCUGUGGCGGUGUACUCCUGUGACGACAGCUACUUCGGCGGCUGUGACGACAACAACGUACUCUACUGCACCAGUGACAAGGGCUGGGAGGGUCAACCCAGGACCUGCAUCAGGGUGGACUCGGGAACGGAUGAGACGGUUGGCUCAGUGGACAUUCCAUGCCAACUUAAACUGGGAUUUGCUCAUGAAGUGUGGGUUGAACCUAAAAAGAGCGGAUCGUUUGUUGCCUUCAUGUCCGGCAAUGACACGGCUCUAAGGAUGACCUUUCACUGGCCACAGUCCGGCUCCUACAUCACCUACUCUUAUGAAGUCGAUGGGAAUGCUACCACUCUACCCGCAGAAUCACCCCUGUCGUUCAAGGGUCGAAGCGUGGUACAUAUCGUCCUGGUCUACAAGCCGAAGAGUCUUCAGAUUCUGGUUAACAAGGAGACUGUGUCUGUCCCCCUCCACGUACCAGCACCACUAAUUGACAGAAUCGUUGUGGAUGGUGACAGUCUGUCCAUCAAGAAGGUCAGGCUCAAUCAAGACUGGCGGCAAGCUCCAGCAAAAGUUGAGAGAAGUACCUGGUCCCCUAAAGACUGCCCCUUCCCCCCUCUGCUGGAGAACAUGGCGGUUCAAAUAUCCCACACACUGGAGGAGGCAGUGGCUACCUACGUCUGUGACGACGGCUACGGAAUGUGUAGUGGCGACAACGUCGUACGUUGUAACGGCAGUUCCGGAUGGCGGGGACAACCUCAGCCGUGUGAACCCAUGGCGUUUGGCUCGAUGACCAAGUAUGACUUCACGUGUCCUCUCAAACUCGGUAUGAGUCUUCAUCUUCGGACAACACCUGACUGGGUACAAUCCAAGCCUACGGUGUCUCUGCAAACAAGGCAAACGAUUACGGCAAUGGGUAUCAGUCUGGAUCUGAACACACCCGGGGUGCUUUAUUUUGAAGAGGACGGUAAACCACAGCAACCACUUGAUAUGGAUUUCCCAGCAAUCACAAAGGACACUGAAUACCAUGUUGUAUUCACCUUGUUGAGCGACUAUAUUCAGGUAGAGAUUGACGACCUGCUUAUCACAAGGUUUCCUCACAACUAUCCAAUACAAGAACUAGGUGUUCUGGCGACGGACGGAUUUAGGAACAGAAAAGUUUCGGUCGUCAUGAACAGCGAUGUGCGGAAAGAAUCAGUCAGCACAAACCUUGCGUUGAACAAACCCGCCACAUCCAGCUCGAACAAAGAUGGCUCCCAGCCUGGCUGGCUCGUGGACGGCAACUCCUCCCCGAUCUGGAGCGACAACACCUGCUGGUCCCACACCGCAGCCGACUUCAACGUGUACUGGGAGGUGGACUUACAAGGCUACUACUACGUCGACAGUGUCGUCAUCACAACCGUCAACUGUACCGGUCUUUGUUCUACUAGGUCACAUGACUUUGAGAUCACAGUGAGGUCAGACAAGGAAGAGGUCUGUCACAUGUACAAUGGCGCUAUGCCAGAUGGAGGUACCCAGAGACUAGCAUGUAACAAGGAGGUGUUGGGGAGAUACGUCAGAAUUACACCCAAAGCCAGACAGGACUUCACCGAUCUACUGACGUUUUGUGAAGUGGAAGUUUACGGAAGUAGAUUUUCCCUUAAACAGUGGUCGCCCUUUGAUUGCGGUGCCCCACCUGUCCCUAAGAACAGCUUGAUGACCUUGACCUACUCCGACGCCGACGCCAUCGCUACAUUUACGUGCAACGCCAACUCCAUGCCUUGUGGUGACGUCACUACCGGGGUCAUGAGGUGUUCCAGGGGUCAAGUGUGGACGGGUGCCACCAUCACGUGUUCCACAUCGUUGUACGAAUACGACGAAAGAGAUAAUGUGUUGGAAUUUCUGUUCGGCUGUCCACUAAACAUAUUCUCCUCCGUUGAGAUCUGGACAACGCCUCGGUCUGCGGACGUGAAGAUGACUCUCCUGACUGACAACAACAGCACAGCAAUGGAGCUUGUCAUGGAUUCAACCACUGAUACACAGCCCUUCGCCUACAUUCGUCAUCAUGGAGAGAACCAUCGUCUCCUGACCCUCCCGUUUGCUCCACAUCAGCCAGCUCACAUUGUAUUAACAAUCCUCCCGGAAAGUAUAUUGCUUGAUAUAAACGGACAGACGAUAGCGGCAAUUGGCCACGUAUUCGAUACUCUGAAGGCUGAACGUCUUCUGUUUACAAACCUACCUCUGAGGAAGCUGAAACUUAGCAAAGGAGAUCUGAGUGGAAUGGAAAGAGAAGCCAUCAGCGGCAAUGUUGCACUUCUGAAGCCGGCCAAAGGGUCUUCAACUUCUGGCAGCCCUGUUGGAAGACUGGUGGACGGCCACCCCUCAGCUACAUCCACCAGCACGACGUGUUGGCAGGUGUCCACCCAGGACCCCAACCCAUGGUGGCAGGUGGACCUACAGAGCUACUACUACAUCGACAGGGUGGCCGUCACACACAAUAAGAGGUGUGCAGGCUGCGAGAAGUUUCUCCAUGAUUUCGAGGUGGAGGUGCUGCUUCACGACCCCACACUCUACCCUGCCACACCCUCCAAGACCUGCUACUCCUACCCUGGUCAGUUUCCCCACGGUAAACGUCUGAUGCUAGACUGUCUGCCUGGCGUCUUUGGUCGCUAUGUCAGGAUUGGUAGCAUGAAGAAACUGGCUGCCAGUGACUCAAUGACGAUGUGUGAAGUGGAGGUGUUUGUGUCAAAAGCAACAAAACAAGGAGUUGUUACCGACUGGUCCCCAUUCGACUGCCCCCACCCACCUCUUCCCGGGGGUGCCUCUGUCCAGGUGUCCCACUCGGCCACGUCGGCAACAGCGACCUACCAGUGUCAGGAAGGGUUUGCCCUGUGUAGCGGGAGGACCUCCAUCAGGUGUAAUUCCAGCUCAGGCUGGACAGAUGCCGACAUCAUCUGUAAACAGGCUGUCUUUGAACGUAUGUCGGUGGUAGAACUUGAUUGUCACAUCCGGUUGGGUGACUCUCUGGAACUAUGGGUAACACCCUCUCCACAACAACCGCAAAUAUAUUUUCUGGAUGGGUUCAGAGCUAACGGAAUUGUCUUGGAAUAUUUACCAUCUACUAAUGGUCUGGAGGCUUAUACGUUUAAAGAAAACGCCGUCAUAGGAAAUGCCGUACCGGCAAGCGACGUGACCUCCCUCAAGUCGGAUACGGAAUGGCACGUGGUGCUCACGAUACUCCCGGACCAUCUGUAUAUAUCUGUCAACGAUCGCGGCGUUUUGGCAUUACCCAACAUGAUAGACCCGAGGACCAUACAUUCUGUAUCAGGGACUGACCUCAACUUCAUCAUCAGGAGACUCGUUUGGACGAGAGGAACCGAUGUCAUUAAACGACGGGGCCCUUUCGACUGUGCAUUGCCACCACCGACAUUUGGAGGAGCGAACGUGACGGUAGAAACUACGGGACGGUCGCUAGUGGCCAGAUACAGGUGUGGUAGGGGCACGGCUCAGUGUGGGGAAUCCCCGCCAUCUAGCACUUGCCUCGGCGGGAUCUGGCAGACGGUGGAUGGAAUGUGUUUCCUGACAACAUUCAAUAACCCUGAUAUAACCAAGGAGAAUGUUAUCCAAAUGGGAUGUCCCCCUGUGUAUUCAACGAAGAUCCACGUAUUUGCGACACCCACUAUGGCUCAAGAGAUUGAGAUACAUAUUGUCAACACUGCCACCACCAGACACACGCCCGUCAUGACAGCCAGGGUCAUCUUCGCCAGUGGUCAGUACAUCAACACCUUCGUGCUGUCCAGCAACGUGACCGGCGAUGUCAUCGUCGACUCCUUCCCGUUCAACGUGGGUCAAGAGUUUCACAUGGUCAUCACGUAUCUGGUCAAGAGCUUCCGUGUGAGUGUUGACGGUAAAGACUUGAAAGACGUGCAGGUCGGUGUAGAGGGAGAUUUUGUCCCUGCUGUGUCCAUGAAAGGACCAAUGGCUGUCCGGACUGUCGAGUUCCAGAUGUCCGAUAAUGCCCUCGCCUAUAACGACCAACCUUUGAAACCGGACACAGAUAACACAUGGGUGACCUUACCCUUGAGUGGUUCUGAGCGGACGAAAUUAUUCCUGGUAAAGUCAUGCACAGAGGUCACUGUCGACAUCAAAGGGGAUACAGACACGGGGUCAAAUGUCCAGUUUACCCUCGGGGCAAGGAAGAAUACAAUGACAGACUGUACGAUAUGUGAAACGAAACUGACGAAGUGGCACAGUCCCCUGUCUUGUGACGACUAUAGGCCUUUCUGGUUGAAUUGGGGCACUGGUGGCGAGAUGCGCGUUGGAGCCGGCUACGUCAUCGGUCGCGACUUCAUAACGAGUUCGGCGUGGCCGUCGACCGUUAACGUAAAGAGGAUACGGAUCAGCGCCAACGCCAACGUAAAAGACGUUGGGAAUCUCGCCCGGUGCACCAGACCAGACCCGCCGCCAUACAACAUGGCUAUAGACGAGUACAGCACUGGGGGCGAUACAACAACUAAGUACAGAUGUACUGACGAGAAGUAUGUGUUCUGCGGCGAGGACAGUGUGUCUCGGUGUGACGCUGCCGGCCAAGUUAAAAACCAAGUAAAAGGCGAAUGUCGACAAAUGACAUGGAUGCCACAGUCGCCGUUGAAUGGGUUCUCCUGGCCUUGCCAGAGACGAGUUGGGUCCACGGUCUCCUUGUAUCUGACAAUGAAGACACACAUCUACCUCAGCAUGAUGAAUGAUCAAGUCAAUCACUUGACGUUAAAUGUGGACCCCGCCCUUCCACGGCUGACCAUGGGUAGCACAGCGCUGGGAGGGGUAGGAUCUGUCCCAGUUAACCCCUUCCCUCUCCCGGUCAAUAAGAGGUUCCACCUGACUAUCACCAUCCUGGAACAACAUUUUGAGGUCCGGGUAGACGGGACGUCCGUGGCUACGUUUCCUCAUUUCGCCAACUACACUUCCAUCAGCGAAUUGAUAGUCGAGGCUCCCAAUGUCGACGUCGUUCAUAUUUUCACACCAGGACGUUACACAGACUGCGCAAACGCCACAGUACCCAAUGCCAAGGUCAUCUCCGACGAGACGUCAAUGGGAGCUGAAGGCAACGUGCAAUGUAACGUCGAAUACCGUCACUGUGGGUCUAACACCAAGGUCACGUGCUGGAGUGAUGGCACAUGGAAGUUCUACAGACCUGAGAAAUGCGAACGCUACCAAUGGACCAGCCUUGCCCCUCUCGGCAAGGAGACACUCUUCCCAAUCCCCUGUGUCCUGAAUACCGGGGAUGUCGUUGUACUGCAGGCCACGUUGUCGCGGGCAACGGACGUGUUCAAAAUGGCACUGGUAGCUGGUCCAGAGGCAGUGGUUCUCAUCACCUAUGACCAAUUGCGGAACUCAAUGAUCAUUAGCAACGUCCUGGGCGGCACAGCACUGAAGACACAGGAUGUCGCGAAUCACGGGAUUACUCCCGUGGCAUUCAGAUUGAGUAUAAAAGUGUUGAAAGACUCCUACAUGAUAUAUGUCGGCGGAAAGAUGGUGUCGGACUUCCCGUCAACGUCCCCGUCCCUGCGAGUAACACACAUCUCUGUGUCGUCGGGAACAGCGAUCAGGUCCCUCGAAGUGACCACAACACCAACGUAAUGGUCAGUGAGUGCGUUUAGUUUUUACGCCGUUUUUAGCAAUAUUCCAGCAUUAUCACGGCGGGGACGCCCGAAAUGGGCUUCAUGCAUUUUCAACACGUGGGGAAAUCGCACCCUGGUCAUCGGUGUGACGAGCGAACGCUGAAACCUAUCGCCUACCGCAUCGCCCCAAAUGAUCAGGAAACAUGCGAAAACGCGUCGCCACACACCUCAGUGUGUAUUUAAUGUACAUUGGGAAACCUUUUUAAUCCGGAUCCAUUCUGACCGAAACCAUCUCCUCCAUCUACUAACAAUUCGGAACGGUUGAAAGUGCAAAUACUAUAGUAAUUGUAGUCGGCUUAUCGUACACUCGUUCACCUGAACUCACUGUAGGUAUUGUACAAAAAUGUAUCAUCUUGCAUAAUCGUGGGGCCAUACAGCGCUUUGUGGCAUCUAAACAACCGCUGAUAUCAUAUGUCUCGUGGGCCGAUGAUUGACAGUUGUUGUAUAUUAUAUGACUAUAUCAGUAGGUUUUGGCGUGUUGUAAAUGAGUUGUCAAAUAUAUAGGAGUAAAUAAUCAGAGUCCUUAUUCUCGAAACGUUCGUAGCCCUAAGAAUUCUGAACUUUGAUCGUAGCCAAUGUGUUAAGAAUGGGCUUAAGAAGUUCGUAGGGCUACGAACGUUUCGAGAACAGCUAGCCAGGUCUUUAUGAGAGAACAAUUUGUGAAUGUUAUUCUUUGUGUCGAACCGAGAAGCAAGUCAAAACACUGAUUACAAAACAGUCUCAUUUCCUGCUGACUGGGAUACCUCCUAUUGCACAAUAGUACAAUAACCAGUCCAGAAUUUUGAGACCAUCUCAUUCAACUGGAUAUAUAAAUAUUAAUCAGUAUUAUUUGAUACAUCUAAUCACUUGUAUAUUGGACCCUACUCUCCUUCUAAUCCUUGCAAACACGUCGUACAGCGAGUACAAACGGAAAUCUGGAAGUCGUGGAAAUCUCAACACGUGGCCCGGCCGCUAUAUAGGUUUGGAGGUCUGGUACGGACUUGAUAUUAUAUCUGUCACACUGUACGUUACAAAAAUGCGCUGAAUAAGCGCAAAGAACACAUAACAGGUGUAACCAGUGAGCCAGUGAAUCAUUGUACGACCUUCUCAAACAGGGUCAGUCUGUGACGUCUUAAUUAACGACAUCCUGCCUACACCUCGACAUAAAUGAUAGAAAUACGACUUUCUAGACUUUGAAAUUAAAAUUAAUUUGUAAAUACCAUGUUUUUAUGAAACAAAGAAUUGGAAUUAGUGUAAAAAUAGUUGUUUGUAUUGUCUCUUUUUAUUUUCACACGAGAAAAUUCGGAUCGGCUGAAAAGUAGGUCAUUUUCUGAAUAGAUUAAUGAGACUGAUGUUCCGGUUUGCGUCUCUUCUUUGCAGUGAAUGUUUAAGACUCUUCUGUAGAAGACAGUGUUUUAGUUUUACUUGUGGGUAUUAUCUAUCAUAUUGUAGUUGUAGAUGAACAUAUUGUCAGUUCUUUGUUCAAUUAUUGUUUGUUAAUUAAAUUAUCUGUUUCUUCUUUGUGUCGACAUGGUCUAUCUUCGUUGUUGUCAAUGAAGCAUGUCAGUUCUUUUAAGUCGAUCGUCUUGUUUUCUGUAUUCCGUUCUCAUCGUAUCCCAAAUGAGUAGAUCGAUGCUCAUGAUGUUGAUCACUGGAUUGGCUGGUCCUAACGUGAUUAUUUACAGACCGCCACCACAUAGCUGGAAUAUUGCUGGGUGCGGCAUACAACUAAACUCACUCACUCACUGUAUUCCUUUCUAGACGAAUAGGUUGUCAGGUAUUCUUUUGUAUUUGGUCAGUUUGUGUUUAUAAUGUCUGGUUUGUGGGUAUUAUUGUUUGGUCUUUUUAGGCCAGUUAAAACAAAACUAUUCAAGACCCACGAUCUGAUGUCUGUAUUUAAUGCUUGGCAAAAACCUACUCUUUGUACGUUUACCCGAACAGCGGUGAAUAGACAUGAGGUAACAAUCGAAUGAUAUGACGUCAUAAACAACAGAUUACAUUCAUGAGGACAUUCCACUAGGGCGUCGACCACUGAGGAAGCGAUAGUAUUUAGCGUCUUUAUAUUAUGUUUGGCAACUUCAUAUUCCAGCUGCGAAUCCCAUCCAUAGUGUUAAACCAGAAUGAGACCGGCCAGUAAAACCUGUUCAAUUUUAUUUUCAAAUGUACGUCACAGCCUGCAUGCGUAAUGAAACGUGAUGAAAUAUGUCUGUGAAUGCUUCUAUUACAUUAUGAAUAAAUAUUUCCAUAAUUA
Messenger RNA from Haliotis rubra (blacklip abalone), 8442 nucleotides. RefSeq lists its product as uncharacterized. The record is from RefSeq and is a predicted model, not a curated record. NCBI's taxonomy places the organism in Eukaryota, Metazoa, Mollusca, Gastropoda, Lepetellida, Haliotidae. The transcript has 38 exons. Gene Ontology annotation, molecular function: carbohydrate binding. Bases 1 to 6171 code for a protein of 2056 amino acids.